UAACGUUCAGAUUUAUCCACGUGUCUCAUUCUCCCGCUCCGUCCAUCUAUCCGUUAACCUAACUCUCUCUCUUCCUCUCUCUCUCUCUCUCUCUCUUCUGCAACUCUUCCCACCUUUGAAACCACACAAACCAAGAAAACCGAAAAAAAAUUCGAAAAAGAAAAAAAAAAGACAAAAAGAAAAACCGUUAUUCCACACACAUUGAAUCUCUGCAACAAUGGGGAAGCUUCUCUGCGAUUCCACCACCGUCGCCGCCGAACCGUUCCAAGGUUCGCCAUCGCCGGCUCUUCCUUGGCGGGAUCCGAAAUCUGCGGCUCCGAUGGACGCCAUCGGAGCUGUAGAUCUCGUCGCUCCGACCAACGUUGCCACCGCUGGAGGCGUCGGCGGCGGUUGGGAGGACGUUAUAGGUCUGGAGGACCAGCAGCGGCGCCACUUGCAGAGGCUGCACGCUAAAGGCGUACUGUGGAAGCCACCGCCGGAGGAUGAGGAAGACGAUGACGAUUCUUCUUCGUCUUCCUCCUCCUCGCCGUCGUCAUCUUCUCUCAGAUCCGUCGUCUUCCGCCUCUCUCACGGCGGCGAGGUCUCCUCCGACGGUAACUGCCUCUUCACGGCGUCGCGGAAAGCGAUGUUAGGAGGCGACGACGACGGAGGAUUCGACGUGCGGGAGCUGCGGCGGAGGACGGUAGCAAGGUUUCUGGAGGAUCUUGGAUCUGCGGGAUUUGAGGAGAGAGAAGCGAUAGACGACGCGAUCCGGCACAUGUACUCGCCGGAUCUGAGGAACGGUUGGGGGAUUCACGUCGUUCAAGAGGUGAAGUUGUUGGCCAAGAAAGAGGACAGGUUCGCCCUCGAUUCGGCCAUCGAAGAGCUCGUUCACCUCGGCAUGCAAAGAGAAAUGGCGGCAGAGUCUAUUUACAAAGAGAGGUGUAUUCCGGUGAAUGAUGGUCCAAGUUGGGCCAAAUACAUGUUGAUCUCUGGUUCUGCUGAUGAUGAAUAUGAUAUCAUCACUUUGCAAUAUACUGAGGAAGGUUUGUUAUCUGUAGAUGAGAACAGAGAAGGUCAUGCUGCAGCUUUCGGUGAUGAUAUUGCUAUUGAGUGCCUUGCCACUGAGUUCAAGCGUGAGAUUUAUGUGGUGCAAGCACAUGGUUCUGAUGCCAUGGUUGAUGAAGAAAAUUGUGUUUUCUUCCUUCCCCACCGUCCAAGGAGCCAAGUUACAGAGCUUCCCUUCUUCCUUUUCAUGAAAGGAACAGGUUGGUGUGGCGCUGGAGCUGACCAUUAUGAGCCCCUUAUUGCACAUCCAUCUGCCUUUGUUUCGCAAGAAAAGGUUGCUGUUGUACUGUGAGGCUUCAGGGCCUGCAAUUUUGUGGAGUAGACAAAUGAGUUUAGAAGUAGAAUUCCUUCGCCCUAUUUAUUAUGGCGCCUCUUGAAAAAUGUUUGGCCUGCCAUCUCUCUGGUUCUCCUGAUAGUACUAUUCCUGGCCUCAAGGAGGAUCUCAUUUUGCCUAGGCAUUCAUCAUUUUGUUGCUGACAUUUAGAAUCAAUCAUCUUUGACUCUUGUGACAUUUGUUGACUUAGCAGGUUUUGCCCUGCAGAGUUUGAGCUACUACCCCUAGAGUAAUUUUCCCUAGUUUUUCACCGGCUUCUGUUUUUUUUGUUGUUCAUGUUGUUGAGUUCAGUGGAUUAGAGGUGUACCUUCUAGGUAGUGUGUUGUUCAAAACGGAAGAAUUGUAUCUGAGUUUUUUUUAUAUUUUCACCAAUUUAACGAAGUGGCUUCUUUUCUGGCCA
Molecule: messenger RNA, 1781 nt
Organism: Arachis duranensis
Lineage: Eukaryota; Viridiplantae; Streptophyta; Magnoliopsida; Fabales; Fabaceae
Exons: 4
Coding region: 218-1339 (373 amino acids)
Source: RefSeq, a predicted model, not a curated record